AUGGAACUUGAUACGCUUUAUUCUUGUGGUUCUAACGGUUAUAAUGAAGCCUUAUUUUCUGAUACUUUUAAUUUCUUUAAUGAGAACUUUGAUGAUAUUUCGCUAUAUCAUAAUUUUCUUACCAAUGAUGUGAACUUUUUACCAGACUUGAAUUUUUUACUAGACUCUGAACCACUAUCUCUUAACAGUAAUAUACAACAUCUUGAACCACUUAAUGAUAUUUCUGAUUCUGAUAUCCCCACUUUUGAAUUACUCAAUGAUAUAUCGAAUCCUUUUAAUUAUCAAUAUAACCUCGCUGUUAGUGACAGUUUUGAUUAUUGGUUGACCCAAAAGAUUCCACUAUCAUCUGUCGUAAAUCGUUUUGAUGUUCAUCAAGUGGUGUUUAUAAAGCUCGAAAAGUGGUUGACCAUACAAUACACCGUCUACGUGCUACUUAAAAGUAACAAAAAUGAGAAGUUUGAUACUACUUCGAUGCUUGACAUUCUUUUUGAAAAAGUAUCACAAGAUCCACGUUGGAAAGUUUACAUUCGACAUCAACGGGUAUCCCCAAAAUCAUUUUGGACAGAUUCUGAGCCUGGUUUGAUUAAUGCCGUUUCGCAAGUCUUUCCUAUCACACCACAUUUUUACUGCUUAUUUCAUAUUUGGCAAAAUGUUAUAAAACAUCUUAAAGCCAAGUUGGGUUCAAAUUUCAACCAUUUCGCCAAGGCUUUCUAUAUCUGCAGAAAUGCGUUAUGUGUAGAAAUUUUUGAGAAAUGCUGGAAGUUAAUGAUAGAAAAUUUUCCGAAGUGUGAAAAUUACAUGGCCAGAUUAUAUACCAAUCGAAUCAGUUGGACUAAGGCUUAUUUACCAUUACAAUUUAAUGCUGGCAUACAAAGCACCCAAAGCGUAGAAUCAUUUAAUAAUAUUAUCAAAAAGUCUUUAAAUGGUGUCAGCACGCUUUGUGAUGUUGAAACAGCAAUUGACAAGAGUAUUGAUAAGGUUUUUACGGAAUUCUUAUCACCACUUAUAUUAUCUUGGCAGCGGUUUCAGGUUUCACAAUCAUUCAUAUACAAAGGGCAAUUGGACAAAGAUGCCGACACGAUAGAUAAUAAUUUUGUAGAAGAUUUGAAACAUAGAAAAUUUACCGAAUCAGAAGCGUUUCUUGUAAAAGCAAUCUGUAUUAUACCCGUUAGAUGGUAUAAAGACGAGAUUCUAAUGAAAUUUGAUAAUGUUCUUAAAAAUUCACCAGUCCUUACAGCAAUAUCUACUAAUAGUGCAACACCAUAUGAAGUAGAUUUUACUCUCAAAAGUUUAAAACAUAUACAAGGGUCUGACUAUAAAGAAAAUAUACAACAAGUUAUUCCUCAAAGAAAUAGGUUCAGAGUAGCGAUCUCAACUGCGAAAACAGCAAUUAAUAUCGCGUUGGAAACUAAGAGUGAUAAUGAGUUAGUUCAAAUGUUAAAAAGCUUUAUUUUAUCCAAAACAAAUAGUAAUGAAGAUAAUUUAGAAGAGAAUAUAGCUGUAAGAAGUAACAAUAAUGAAAAUAAUCAAAGUGAUAGUGAAAUACUUCCCUUACAAUAG
Funneliformis caledonium is the source of this 1560-nucleotide messenger RNA. The record is from the annotation of a GenBank genome assembly. Lineage: Eukaryota; Fungi; Glomeromycota; Glomeromycetes; Glomerales; Glomeraceae.